This is a messenger RNA of Haliotis rubra (blacklip abalone), 1634 nucleotides long. RefSeq lists its product as uncharacterized. The record is from RefSeq and is a predicted model, not a curated record. The transcript is spliced from 3 exons. Bases 86 to 592 code for a protein of 168 amino acids. NCBI's taxonomy places the organism in Eukaryota, Metazoa, Mollusca, Gastropoda, Lepetellida, Haliotidae.
AACUACCAUUGAAAGCUCGAAAGUUCCUGUUGUCGCAUCGUCAAUAAUACUUCAGCUUCCUUUAGACUGCACAGUAUCUGCUGUCAUGAAGAUAGUAUGUCUCCUGCUGACCAUGGGUGUGAUCACCAGAGCAGCCAUCGUACCCAAGGAAGUGCCCAAUCGUCACGACCGCUCCUUCAACAACGACUUCUCUCUGCGCUCCGAGGUGACGUUCAGCUCAAAUGGUGACUGUACCAUAUUAGGGGAGACCCUCCACCUACUUGACUGUCGCUGGAUCUUACACAGCGACUACGACCGCCUCUUCGACGACUACGUUCUCAACACACGACCUCGCCAACAAGUGGAGAUAUACCCGAACGGAGACUGUGUAAUAGAAGGUGACAUGGUGUUCGUGAUGAACGCUUGUCGCCAACGUUUAGGGGCUCGAGAGUACGACCGUCUCUAUAAGGAGAAGUUUGGAUUGCCCAAUGUCCAGGUUGAUGAAUACGGGUAUUGUUAUACCGGGGACAUGGAGUUGGCGCCGGAAGAUUGUCCGGUUUUUAUUGGAUAUGUGCCGUACAUUGUACUCAUGAGUCGGAACAGCUACUCAUAAGGAUACAUGACAACUCGUUGAUCUGAUGCUAUGAAGUCAAGGCAGUUAUCGAGCGUACAUUCAAGGCGCUGCUUAAUCCCACGAAAAUGAUUAAAUUAUUGUCAUUUUUCCCCGAUCCUUAAGACUUAACGUGCAAGUGCGUGUGCAAAAAUGGAAUUCCAAUGCGACUUAUUUGGGCAUAUAUGUUGCUCUCGGUCUUUUUGUAUUGCUCGAUGGCUUCCUCCACUCCAUGAGAUUUCUUGUGCCUUUGUACAUUGGUAAACAGGGACAAGCCUAUCUAGGGAUAUGUUUCAGAUAUUAAGUGUUUCACACUAAGAAUCACUAAUCUUAAUGUAGUUGUGAAGGGGGUUAUAUUGUAUAGGAAUAUAUUGACAGAAAACAGUACAGAGUAUAUGAGGAGAAAAUGUAAAAUAGGUUGAAACUUUACUAAACCAAGAUUUAGCUCAUCUUCGAUUGUCAAAUUGGUCUUAUUCCCAUUCUAUUGCGUACCCAUGUCCCAAUCGCAAGUUUACCUUGGAUUUAAUCCGAUGAAAUGCUCACCACGUCAAAAAACGUCCAACCACAUUGCAAGAGACAUUCUGUAGAAAGCUAUUGAAAUGCAUGGAGAUGUUCACGCAAGUUGCAAAACGAUGCUUAAGGAAGAAAUUCGGCGUAAACUCAUCAUCCCUUACUCUCUUUUAAACAUGUUAAAUGUGGUUGAUGUUUAUAUCAUGCUCAAAACUGCCACAUGCUCAAUGAAUAGUUCUGGCACAUUAACCUCCAUUCAUACGAAAGCCUGAUGCUGCCGCUUUUGAAACAUCAAAUAUUUUUUAAUGGUUUUCCCGUUGUUUCGAUUAUUCGUCGAACUUUGGGAGUGUUUUCUCGUUAUUUCAAACUUCUUCAAAAACUUGAAAUUUUGCUGAAGAAAUAUUUAUGCUUCAAGUGGCAGCAUUAGGCUUUAGUACAUUCACGGAUCACGUGCUGCGAAGAUAUGCAAUCAGACAAAUGUAUGUAUGUUGAACCGAGGCCACCUUGUUAGAUGAAUAAACUGCCUGUAAUGUCA